UUUCAUGCAUUACCUGUGAAAAGACUCAUUGGUUCCUUCAGGACACAAGAAAACAAACUUGGUCUGUUUGGCACCAGGGUGUCAAUUUACCCUCCACUAAUUACCUGCAGCCGCGACUGAGCUUUGCUUUUACGCGCAGGCUGAAGGGAGAGGUGCAAACAGAGCAAUCUGCUGCGAUGAAAACAAAGUGGCAUGUCUAUAUUUUGUGGAGUGUUUUGUCACUUGGCCUCAUCUGCUGUGCAGCAGACACAUACGGAUCUGCAUUUACAAGAAGGAAAAGGGGGUUUUCAAACCUGGGUAAUCUAAAAUCCAAACCAGUUCAAGUGUCAACAGAAUUCUCCCUGAAGUUACCUGCCAGCGCUCCUCCAUUGACUAAACUCAGUCCACCAACGCGUCUCCCUCCUCUGAAACCUCGAUCCAUGCGCCCUGCAAAGAUCCAAUCGGACUUUGCCGCUGUCCCGGACGUCUCUGUGACCUGCUCCACGUCUGACUUGGUCGUGCGAGUCAAACCAGCUUUCUACGGUCUGGGCGCAGAGGCAGACGAGCUGAGAUUAGGAGGCACGUGCAGAAGCAACGGGGUUCUCACACCGUACGGUGACCUCCUCUUCACGUAUCCGCUGACAGCGUGUGAUUCAGUGCGCGAGGCUCCUCGGGGUUACCUGGUCUACAAAUUCGUGCUCCAUUACGCGCCAUCGCCAAAACGGUUCCCAAGCAGAGCGCAAAGGAUCGAUGUCGACAUUGAAUGCCGUUAUCAGAGGAACCAUCACGUGUACCAACUCGCUGUGAAACCCACCUGGCAAACUGCCGUGAUGCGUAAAAGGCUGCAAGGGCGACCCAGUGACUUCAAGAUCGAGUUGAUGGAUGAUUCCUGGAGCACACCAGCCAGGCCCCACGUUUACCAGCUUGGCCAGACAGUAAAUGUCCAGGUCUCUGCCCUGCAUCUCCCCUUUGGAGGAAAACUGUACAUCAGUAGCUGCUAUGCAACACCAUCCAGUGGCUCCAAAUCAUUUCUCAAAUACACCAUCAUCAACAAUUUUGGUUGUAUGCUGGACAGCAAGAGAGACCCGGGGGCCUCUCGGUUCAUCUAUCGCACAGACAAGACCCUGCAGUUCUCUCUGAAGGCCUUCCACUUUACCCCUGACCCUGACACUGAGGUCAGCAUUCACUGUGAAUUAUCAGUCACAUCAGAGGAUCCCAGUCCUACACACAAAGCUUGCACCUACAGAGGAAACAGGUGGAAGGCCCUCACUGGUGAUGACUCUUUAUGUGAAUGCUGUGAUUCACAGUGCCUGACCUCUGAACCCUGGAAGGCCAUGACAGAAGGUUCUGCCAGCAGUGAGUCGCUGCUCGUCUCCGAUCAGCCGUACGCAACAGAGGAGGGUUUUCUACCACUCAGUCCUUCCCUGUUCAGCGUGAGCAGAGAGGACAAGACCACAGUCAGUCGACAAAUUGAUGAGCAGCGCAGUCCUGAGUUUGUGUGGGAAAGUGCAGAUGUAGUAGAAUAUGAUGAUUAUGAUGAUGAAGAAGAGUACACAGAAGAGGAGCUCGGUGAAGUGGAAAGCAGGAUAAUCUUCGGCCUUACGACAGAACCCAAGUCAGAGAAAUCAGUUUUCAGGCAUGGUGUUUUAGUGGAGGAGAGGAGCGAGGCUGAAGUGAAGAAUGUAAAUGAGCCUGAAGUGGACGGCUCAGCGUAUGACACGGAGAAUGUUUUCGAGGGUGAAGAAGAGCAAGAAAUAUCUGAGGGAAGAGAAGAUGAGACCUCUGAUGCUCAGCAGAUAAUCCAUUCGAAUCAGAGGGAGGGUGAAGUGCUCCGUCACUGGGCGCAGUUGGAGCAGCUAAGAGUCGGCCUGCAGAGAGAGGUGCAGCCGCCGGUGUCUGAUGGUGAGGAGGAAAAGAGGACGUACACUGGUAGAGGUGAAGAGCAUGAUAGGGCCUAUGAUGAAGAGAGGAAGAACGAUGAUGAUCUGGCAGAUGUAGAUGAUAUGACAUGGUAUUUCACAUGGAGGUAGUAUUAGUUCAAUAGAUUCUCCACUUAAAGACUGUUCUAGUUCUUCAUACAUUUCAUUUCAAUAAAAACAAAUAUGAAAAUGCAAA
Molecule: messenger RNA, 2094 nt
Organism: Paralichthys olivaceus (Japanese flounder)
Lineage: Eukaryota; Metazoa; Chordata; Actinopteri; Pleuronectiformes; Paralichthyidae
Product: zona pellucida sperm-binding protein 3
Source: RefSeq, a predicted model, not a curated record